GCAAAGCACCGGGUUUAAACCCGGUGCUUUGGUAAAAACCCAAUAAACACCCAUAAACUCCCAUAAUCACCCAAAAAAAUAGGUUUUUACGUAUUUUUUUGAAAAUAUGUAAGUAAUACCAAUAAAUUAUUUUUAUAAAUUGUAUUGAUCAAUUCUACAAUAUUAAAUAAAACGUUAACUAAUAAUAUUUCAGGAAAUUUUAAAAAUCUAUAUAUAAUAAAAUGAAAGUAAUUAAUUUUCAGUGUUUUCAUGUUGCAGUUGAUCAACAUGUUGGCCUUUUGCUUCCCGUAGAUACUUUAAAAUUUCUUCAUAACACCUCGUUCGCACACAUGGCCGUAUAUAUUUAAAUUCUUGAGCCACUAACAGUCCGAAAUACUCAUUUCUUUUAUCCUCUUCUCCAUAAAUUAAGCAUUUAGAACAGUUUGUUUCUUCUUUCAGUAAAUUUUCUUUUACUUUAUCCUCGUUUUUUUCUUUGUUGCGACGACGCUGGGUAAAUCAUCUGGACACUGGGUCUCACUAUCGCCAAAUAUAUUUGGAGAUCGGCUUCGGCUACGGCUUGGCAGACAUUUUUUUCUUUCUACAAUUUUAAAUUAAAUUUAUUAGAAUAAAUGCUUCGAACACACGCGAUCUAAGUACCUUUUGUGUUUAUUAUACCUUACCUACCUAGGUAUAAAAAGAGUACUUACGUAGAUUUUCUUUUAUUAACUGUUUUAUACGAAGAUCUUGAUCUCUCAAAUUAGCAUCCAUUUUACUUCCAGUGAUUAUCAACUAAAUUAAUAAUCCACAAAGUAUUAAAUAACGUUUUUAUGAAAUAUUUAGCACAAAAACAAUACCCUUUAAAUAUCGAUCGUCAGUAACUGUGGCUGACUUACCUAUAUUCUAGCAAGCAGGACUGCCAGAUGUGAAGGGGAAAUCCCCAAUAAAUUGUUGCAUGUGACUGAUGAUGUGAGCAUGUUCGUUUCAUAAUAAAAAUGUUGCCAGGUAACCAAAAAGUCGUAUGUUUUUGUGCGAAUUACGAUCAUAAUCUUUACGAUCGUACAUUAAAAAAUAGACAAAUAAUAGUAUGAGUACGAUUUAAAUCGUAUAUCUGUCAACCCUGCUAGCAAGACAGCGACAAAAUCACGUUGCAUAACAAUGUAGCCCAAGCUUAUAUCUUAUGAAAUAUACGGAAGAGAUACGGACUUAGAAAAAACAGAAAUGUUGUUCUUUGUGGAAGUCAUUGAUGAAAUUCUAUGUAUUUUAGCCCGCAAACUUUCUUCAAACAAAAACAGCGCCAUCUAGUAUCGAGUUCUGUAAUUAUCUCUUUGUUUAUGGAUUUGAAGUAAGACCGCCACGCAUGCAAUACAUUAUGACUGGGGAUUCCCCUAUUCGUCGACGCUGAAUAUGAGGCGACGACAAUCACUGUCAAACGUGUUCACUAUUACUCUGACUCUGGUAACGUGACUUCCUGGUAACGUGUUAGGUAGGAAAAGCAGUAAAAAAGUGCAUAUUAAGGGAGCAGAUUUGAAAUAAUAUUUAUACUUAACAAGAAAUAAUUAAAGGUUCAAUGGGGAGACCUAAAGAUUUACGCAUAUGGGAGCACUACCGUACUUUACCAAACAAGUCUGUUUCUUGCAAGCUUUGUAAUAAGGUCUACAAAUUCAGUAAUGCUGCCAAAAUGCUUCAACAUCUUAUCACUUGUCCAAAAUCUCCAGAAACAUUAAAAGACUCUAUGAAACUUAUAAAAGAUAGCUCGUCCAAAACCAAAAUGUCUGGACUGUCAGAGAUAGAGACAAAUGAUUCUUUUAUAAGCCCCUCGUCGUCUGCUAACACUACAAUAAAUGCUGAGUUUCAAGACACCGAUGAUCAUAUAAAAACAGAAUUAGCGAGAGCUAUAUUUGUAACAGGGACGCCAUUAUCGAUGGUGCAACAUCCUUUAUGGAUACAAUUUUUCGAAAAAUUGCAACCAAAAUUUAAAAUACCUUCACGUAAAGCUUUAGCGACAAAAUACUUAGAUAAAAUAUAUAGAGAAAUGCGUUUUGAGUUAAAUGAGGAACUAAAUGCUUGUAGUUACUUACACCUUCAGUGCGAUGGCUGGUCUAAUUUAAGAAAUGAAGGAAUAAUAAACUUUCUUAUAUCAAAACCUCAACCUGCAUACGUUAAAAGUUUGAAUACAGAAAGUAAUCCUCACACUAGUGAAUACCUUAGCCAAGAAGUUGAAAAAGUAAUGAAAGUGUAUGGAGCAAAUAAGUUUCUUGUACUUAUUGGCGAUAACGCUAGAAAUAUACAAAAGGCAUUCGAAUUAACAAAACUCAAAUAUCCACAUGUUGUUCCUCUCGGUUGCUGUGCACAUAUCCUUAACUUGUUGUGCCAAGAUAUUGUAAAGAUACAAGAAGUAACUGUGUUUAUUAUGCAAGCCAUAAAUAUAAUAAAAACUGUUAAAAGGAGUCAACGAUUAAGUUCCUUGUUGAUAAAAUCAAGGCAGGGUGAAGAUUCUACACAAACACUAAAAUUGCCUUGUGCUACAAGAUGGGGAAGUCAUGUUACUUCGUUAAAAAGUUUGAAAGCAAAUAAGAUAGCUUUGCAAAUAUUAACAGUUAGAGAAGAUGUGGUAAUUUCAAGAGAUAUUAAAGAUUUAAUUCUAAGUGAUGAUUUCUGGACGAAGACAGGGGAAUGUAUAAGUAUUUUGGAACCAGUCACUGAAAGCAUAUUUUACUUAGAGAGCGACCAGAAUCGUUUGCAUCGCACAUACAUUACAUUUAGAGAUGUACAAGCUAAGAUACGUUUUGCAUUAAAUGAGAUUUCGACAUUGAGCGAAGAAAGCAAACAGCAGAUUCUAACAUCAGUAUCUUCAAGAUGCAAUAUGGCAAUGAGGCCAAUACAUUUUGCAGCAUAUAUUCUAGACCCCAGGACUCUAGGAGUCGAACUUACUCAAGAGGAAGAACUUAAGGGUAUGGAGUUUAUCUACAAUUUAAGCCAACACUUAAGUUUGUCAAAUGUAAUGGCAGAUUUGGCGUGUUAUAAAGCUAAAGAAAACUUUUGGGCCAGAGGAUUUGUAUGGAGCUCAUUAGAUAGCAUUGAGCCCCUAAUAUGGUGGAAAGGUAUUUGUGGUUCCACUGAGUUAAGCAAAGUAGCGAUUCGUAUUCUAUCAGCUCCCUGUACUUCGGCAGCCACUGAGCGUUCCUUUAGUAUCCAAGGCUACAUACAUAAUAACAAAAGAAAUCGACUUACAACUGAAAGAACUGAAAAAAUUUCAUUCAUUUGUUAUAACUGGAAUCUUAAACAUAAAGCUGAAUGCGAGGACAUUCAGUUUAAUGAAGAAAAUACCUUAGAAGCUUUCAUUGAGCAAGUAAAUGAACAUAACAGUUUAGACGAAAUAGAGCCUAUCGAACCUAUACAAUUCAUCGCUUGUAAUAACUCUGAAUCUGACAGUGAUUGACUGUAGUUUUACAUUUUACUUUCAUCUCUUUCUUAAUAAACUCAAAAUCAAAUUAAAAGUUUUUUAUUCUGUAGGCUGCAUAAUAAUAUUGUCUAUGUCCAGUAUAGUGGACGUCUUGCGGCUGAGAUGACGAUGAUGAAGUACAAAAUCAUAAACACCCAAAAAUUUGGGUGUUUAUGGGGUUUAAACCCAAUAAACCCAAAACACCCGGUUUUUACCCACCAGACUUUAAACCCACCCAGGUGGAUUGCCCA
Messenger RNA from Galleria mellonella (greater wax moth), 3672 nucleotides. RefSeq lists its product as uncharacterized. The record is from RefSeq and is a predicted model, not a curated record. Gene Ontology annotation, molecular function: protein dimerization activity; DNA binding. NCBI's taxonomy places the organism in Eukaryota, Metazoa, Arthropoda, Insecta, Lepidoptera, Pyralidae. The transcript has 2 exons. The coding region runs from base 1547 to 3418 and encodes 623 amino acids.